This is a messenger RNA of Cygnus olor (mute swan), 1180 nucleotides long. RefSeq names its product serine protease 57 (gene PRSS57). The record is from RefSeq and is a predicted model, not a curated record. Gene Ontology annotation, biological process: proteolysis. Gene Ontology annotation, molecular function: serine-type endopeptidase activity. Bases 1 to 966 code for a protein of 321 amino acids. The transcript has 4 exons. Lineage: Eukaryota; Metazoa; Chordata; Aves; Anseriformes; Anatidae.
AUGGACGGGCAGCACGUCUGCGGGGGCUUCCUCGUGUGGCCCAAGUGGGUGAUGACGGCGGCUCACUGCCCCAUCCCCAGGACACGGCGUGGCCCCAUAGGGGUGGAUGCUCCCAUCCUGGGGGGGUUACGUGGCGCUGGAGCGGCCCCCCAGCCUCCCCGGCCCCCUUCUCCUGUCCGUCCCCGAGGGCUCCCAGCCCGGCGGUGCCCACUCACGGUCCCCCGGGGCCGCAGGCGCAACCCCUUGGUGCGCGUGGUGCUGGGCGCCCACCGGCUGGAGCAGCCCGAGGAGUCCCAGCAGGUCUUCGGCGUCGAGGAGUCCAUCGCGCACCCGCUCUACGACCCCCGCACGGUGGACAACGACAUCCGCCUGCUCAGGCUGAACGGGUCGGCCACGCUGAACAAGUACGUGAAGCGCAUCCGCCUGCCCUCGCCGCACGUCGACCUGAAGCCCGGGACCGUCUGCCUGGUGCUGGGCUGGGGGGACACCUCCAACUACGGCGAGCGCCCCGAGCAGCUGAUGGAGACCGACACCACCAUCGUCAAGCGCAGCCUGUGCCGGACGCUGUGGAGGGGCCGCGUCUCGGCCAACAUGCUGUGCGGGGCCAGCCGCAACGCCACGCUGCGGGGCGUCUGCGCGGGUGACUCUGGGGGACCUCUGAUCUUCAAGAGGAAGGUUUACGGCAUCGUCUCCUUCUCUGGGGAGAGAUGCGGGGACCGCCGGUACCCUGACAUUUACACCAAGAUCUCCAACUACAUCGACUGGGUGCACCUCAUCGUGCUCAAGCACCGCCACCCCGAGGGGCAGCAGAAGCACAAACCAGGCCCGGGGGCAGCGAAGGGUCCCGGGGCAGGCAGACUGUGGGGGCCAGCAGGGGGGCCGAGGCAUCACAACGGUCUGGCGGCUCCCAGGAGGGCAGGGAAAGGCCGGGACUCCUGGGCCCCCCUCCAGCUCCAGGGGCUUUGAUGGUCAAUGGGAACUGACAACCAGGGCUCACAGCUCCUGCCUCAGUUUCCCCACGUGCUCCAAGGCAAUGCAGGAGACUGAUUUUGACUGUUAGCGAGGAGCCAAGCAUUCCCCUCCUGCCCCCCCCCCCCAGCUUGUACAAAGAGUCCCAGCACCUUGCUUCCCGUCUCGCAGCAGCAGCAUUUUCCUUCCUCAAUAAAAGCUCCUUCCCAGA